Pantherophis guttatus is the source of this 4330-nucleotide messenger RNA. It is a transcript of the gene BDH1, whose product is annotated as 3-hydroxybutyrate dehydrogenase 1. The record is from RefSeq and is a predicted model, not a curated record. Gene Ontology annotation, cellular component: intracellular membrane-bounded organelle. NCBI's taxonomy places the organism in Eukaryota, Metazoa, Chordata, Lepidosauria, Squamata, Colubridae. Gene Ontology annotation, molecular function: 3-hydroxybutyrate dehydrogenase activity. Gene Ontology annotation, biological process: steroid metabolic process.
UUUGGUAGAGCAACCCCAGACACCACCAUCUCUCAGGGAGACGUGUGCCGAGGUCACCAAGGCAGCCAGAGAGCCAAAUCGAGAGUCCGCAGGCAGCAGCAGAGACACCCUUCAUGGCGAUCCUCUUGGCUGCCACUCGCAUCACCCAGCCUCUUGCUCGGCUGACCCUGAAAGCUCCGCACUGCAAGGAUGGCACUGCCACCGGCCUGCGAUUGCUUCCCGAGGUUCGGGCCGCAGCCUCCGCCUGGAGGAGCCAGCGCUGCUACGCAACAGAGGUGGAAGAGAUCAGCCAGCGACCUGUCCUUAUUACGGGCUGCGACUCGGGCUUUGGCUUCUCCUUGGCCAAAUUCCUCCACGGGAAGGGCUUCAUCAUCUAUGCUGGGUGCCUGCUAAAGGAACAAGGCCGGGGGGGCUCAAAGGACCUGGACAAUAUGAAGAGUGACCGAAUGAGGACCGUCCAGCUCAACGUCUGUGACAGCGAGGAGGUGGGGCGUGCAGUGGAUUACAUAACCAGCACCCUGAAGGAUCCUGAGACCGGAGGGCUCUGGGGUCUGGUCAACAACGCUGGCAUUUCCACUUUCGGAGAGGUGGAAUUCACCAGCAUGGACACUUACAAAGAGGUGGCCGAAGUGAAUCUCUGGGGCACCAUCCGGACCACCAAGGCCUUCCUGCCCUUGAUACGGAGAGCCAAAGGCCGCGUGGUCAACAUCAGCAGCAUGAUGGGCCGGAUGGCUAACCCCGCCCGCUCCCCUUACUGCAUCACCAAGUUUGGGGUGGAGGCCUUCUCCGACUGCCUGCGCUACGAGAUGCGCCCACACGACGUGAAGGUCUGUAUUGUGGAGCCGGGCAACUUCAUCGCCGGCACCAGUCUCUACAGCCCAGAGCGCAUCCAGUCCAUCGCCGACAAGAUGUGGGAUGAACUGCCAGAGAUCGUGCGGCGCGACUACGGGCGGAAGUACUUUGACGAGCAGAUUGCCAAGAUGGAGUCAUACUGCAACAGCGGCUCCUCAGACACCUCCCCGGUGGUCGAGAGCAUCGGCCACGCCCUCACCUCCACCACGCCCUACACCCGCUAUCAUCCCAUGGACUACUACUGGUGGCUGCGCAUGCAGGUCAUGACCCACAUGCCCGCGGCCAUUUCCGACCGCCUCUACAUCUACUGAGAGUGGGGGGGUCCCCCUGGAGCCGAACUGGCGAGGGAAGGUCAUGCUAAAGGUUACGCUGUAUAGUUUUCUGGCAGCCGUUCGGUUAGUUUGUUUUUAAACUCUGUAUUUUAGGCCUGUGAUUAAUUUAAACAUUGGCACGUAAUUUAACCCCUUGCAUGGUGUGUUGGGUAGGCAGGACUAUCUCACGUCUUUCAGGGGGACUCCGAUGAGGGUAUUUAUUUCAAGUAUCUCCUUCGCCUGGCUUGCAUUGUCCUUAGGGGAGCUUGGCCAUCGCCUUCCUUUGGAGCUGGCCGUCCCCUCCUGGAGAAAGGCUGCCCACCCAGUCCUGGGCAGCCUGGGACUUGUCCUGGCUGGGGAGGUAGCUGGCCUUCAGAGUCCUUUGUUGGGGCUGGGGGGAGGGAUCGCAGCAGCCAGGGGCCAGUUGUCCACACCUGUCUUUACACACUCCUUUUCAAGGGGCGCCAUGGACCAAGCGUCACCAAGCCCCUCUCCCUACUGGAGGAGCUUUGACCACGGGCUCAACCCUUUGGGGGUUCUGCCAAUGCACAGAAUCAAUCCUGCAAGGGAGGGGGCAGCCUGCCUUUAGUCAGGGGCCCCAGACUGAGUUAUUUGCACUAGUUUGAUGGGUGGUGGAUAAUCGCAGGGCAGCAGGAGGCUGCCUUCUAUCAGCAUAAGCCACCCACAGCUCGGGAGCUACUGUGGGUCACUCCAAUUUGACCGUGAAAGUCAUUUUCCGCUUGGCACUUAAAAUCCUCCCUCCAGGAGGUCAGGCUGAGCACGGUGCCUACCCCAAUCCUAACCCAUGAAGUCUGCGUGACUGAAUGGCUUCUGGCUGUCAGUCCCUCACCACGGCUGUUGCCCCUCCAAGACGGUCUUGCCGGGGCCAUCAGGAAGACCUGGCAGAGAUUUGGCACACCUGUCUGUCACCAGGGGUGGGAUGCCACAUGGGGACACAGGCCUGUGGCUGGCAGCGGAGGAGGAUAAGGGAGCAUCACCCCCCCAACCAGUAAGCGGGAGGGACUGUGAUUGGAUGUCCUCUCUUUCAAUGAACAUUAAACCAUGUGGCAAACCUGCCUGAAUCACUGGCCUUUUUCCUUGACCCGAGACCAGAUGCCCUGGGCUGCUGUGCCGGAGCUGGAAGUGAGGGCAAGAGGUGCUGCCCUCCUCCUGCUUGCCCGGGGGCCUGCCCUGCGCAUCUCUCCAGGGGCUCCCUUGGAGGCUAAGCAAGAAGGUGGCCGGGCACCAGGACCCAGCGGCACCAUCUUGGGAAGGUCUCUGUCCUAGAACUGGGGUGGGGUGGGGGGCUUUGACCCCAAGACAUGUGAGGCAGGCUUUCCUCUCCCCGCUGCAGCACUUUCUGGGGGCAAAUCCCCACCCCUGCACAUCCAAGAAAGGACAUAGGAGAUUUUCCUUAGCUUUUUGGCUGGGCCCCUCCCUCCGUGGAAGACUCCCCCCUGCCCCCAGAGAGACUGCAGCCUCAGAAGCUGAUGAAAACAUCUUAUUCAUUUGGCCCCUGAUUAUGUCAUCCCGUUUAUAUGUUAUAGUGUAUAUGUUAAUACUGCAUUGCUCCACGGCCUGUGAGGAAGGGGAUAGAUGAGCCUGUAGGGGCCAUGGAAUUCUUCCUCCCCCAAGGAGGAAGAGGAGACCCCCUCCCCCUUUCAUGCUAACUUGCUUCUGCAGCUGCCCAGGCCCUUUCUUGGAAUAAAACACACCAAGUCACAAGCCCUUUGGUAUAAUUAAGAGCCUCUUCCUGAAAUUAAAUGAGGUGCAGCUGGAGAGUUUGCUAGUCUUCCUCUGGGCAAGGUAGGCUGGAUUCAUUCCCCCCGCCCCAGCAGACACCUCUAGGAAUGGCUGUUCCCCCUCCCCCAGGUCUCUCCCUCAGCUGCAAGCCCCGCCCUCCCCAGAGGCCAGAGUAGGGGUGGGGUGGGGGGUAAGAAAGAGGCCGGAGUCACUCGGGGUCCCUCUCUGCCUUUUCUUGAGGGCUCUGGAGUGUUUUCAGGGGGAAAAGCUCCUUUCCUGUCCCUUCUUGAGGAAAACUCAGUCUGCAGGAAAGAGCAGCUUGUUUGGACAGGAAGUCACUUUGCACUCCCCCGUGGCCAAAUGCCCCUCCCCUUCUCAGUGGCCUGCAAGGGGGGAUCUCAGCCGCUGGGAGACUGUUUGACUCCCACCCUUGUCUUCCUGCACUCAGGCCCCCUGGGAGGAUUGAGCUCCUCUGUGGGGCAGGCACCUUUUCUGGCAGGAGGCAAGGAAAGAAGGGGGAGAGGAAAGUCAGGUGGGGGAACUGCAUCUUAGGGGGCCCAGCUCUGUCUGUACCCUCCUUCUCUUUCGGGUUGUCUUCUGAUCCAGGCAGCGGUAGUGGUGGUGCCCUCCCAUGCCAAUGCCCCCCAUGUGCUGACCCUCAGCUUGAUGCUAAAAUACCUGCCAGAGCUGAUGAAUCCAGGUGGUGUGGCUGAAGGAUGAGGCCUGGGGGUGGAGACUCCAGCUGUGUGGAGACACCUGACUGUAGGUGCUUUGAGAAAGGGUCACUUCCUAGCCAGGCUCCAUCUCUGGGUUGCAUGUCGGUGGGCCCCAGUCUUGGAUACCCCCCUACCCCCAUUCUUUGGUGUAACAAGCUGCUUGCCACCAUCUGGCAAUAUUGCACUGGCUGAGUUCACACAUGACGCCUAAGCAGGAAAAGACCCGGCAGCUGCACUCAGUAGUCAUGCUAAAACUGACUAGCGUUAAUCUCCCUUAGACUGGAUUUACUCACUAAAUUGCACAAAUCCUAGCUUUUCCUUUAUGGAUUGUGAAAUUCCAGAAAACGGGUUAAUUGUGAGAAUGUGACUUCUGAUGUGCGGAUUUCCAGGAUUGUAAAUUGGGGGUGGACUUGGGGGACCUGACCCCACACAUGGAUCCCUCUGAACGCUGAUUCUUGCUCUAGGCAGAGCUAAGAGGACAACAGGCAUUUAGAAUAAGAAGUAAAUUUAAAAUUGUACAUUAACUCUUGUAAAAAAGAUUGAAAGCCAUUUCUUUGUAUCUUUUUUCUAUUUUUCUUAUACUUUCUCCUCUCUUUCUUGCACGUUUAGUUUUCUCUGAUUUUUCUUUUCUCAUUUUAAAUUAGUUUUUAUUGGUUUUUAAUCUUCCUUCUUAAACUUUUAAUAAAAUUAUGAAGUUUGUGCACCAGC